Messenger RNA from Pseudogymnoascus destructans, 1470 nucleotides. It is a transcript of the gene ACT1, whose product is annotated as actin. Bases 161 to 1288 code for a protein of 375 amino acids. The record is from RefSeq and is a predicted model, not a curated record. The transcript is spliced from 7 exons. Lineage: Eukaryota; Fungi; Ascomycota; Leotiomycetes; Thelebolales; Thelebolaceae.
UGCCUCUAUCUCUAUUACAUCAAGAACUCCUCCCAUCGACCACGAAUUCCUUUUCGUGAUCUUCGUAUAUUAUUCACUUGCUCUUAUCGAGGAAGUGAGCUCUUUUUCGUACCUUUGCACAUAUUGCACAUUUGUUGACUGUUCAACGUAAUCCGCAGCCAUGGAAGAAGAAGUAGCAGCCCUCGUCAUUGACAAUGGCUCUGGUAUGUGCAAGGCCGGUUUCGCUGGUGAUGAUGCUCCAAGAGCAGUUUUCCCUUCCAUUGUUGGACGUCCUCGCCACCAUGGUAUCAUGAUUGGUAUGGGCCAGAAGGACUCGUACGUAGGAGAUGAGGCACAGUCCAAGCGUGGUAUUCUCACCCUCCGCUACCCAAUCGAGCACGGUGUUGUCACCAACUGGGACGACAUGGAGAAGAUCUGGCAUCACACCUUCUACAACGAGCUGCGUGUUGCCCCUGAGGAGCACCCAGUCCUCCUUACUGAGGCGCCAAUCAACCCCAAGUCCAACAGAGAGAAGAUGACACAAAUUGUUUUCGAGACUUUCAACGCCCCAGCGUUCUACGUCUCCAUCCAGGCCGUCCUGUCCCUCUACGCUUCCGGACGUACCACCGGUAUCGUUCUCGACUCCGGUGACGGAGUUACCCACGUUGUCCCCAUCUACGAGGGUUUCGCUCUUCCUCACGCCAUUGCUCGUGUCGAUAUGGCUGGCCGUGAUUUGACCGAUUACCUGAUGAAGAUCCUCGCUGAGCGCGGUUACACCUUCUCCACCACUGCCGAGCGUGAAAUCGUCCGCGACAUCAAGGAGAAGCUUUGUUACGUUGCCCUCGACUUCGAGCAGGAGAUCCAGACCGCCAGCCAGAGCUCCACCUUGGAGAAGUCAUACGAGCUUCCUGAUGGACAGGUUAUCACCAUUGGUAACGAGCGUUUCCGUGCUCCUGAGGCUCUGUUCGCCCCAAGCGUUUUGGGUCUUGAGAGCGGUGGUAUCCACGUCACCACCUUCAACUCCAUCAUGAAGUGUGAUGUCGAUGUCCGCAAGGACCUUUACGGCAACAUCGUUAUGUCUGGAGGAACCACCAUGUACCCCGGAAUUUCCGACCGUAUGCAGAAGGAGAUCACUGCUCUUGCACCAUCCUCCAUGAAGGUUAAGAUCAUCGCACCACCGGAGCGUAAAUACUCCGUCUGGAUCGGUGGAUCCAUUCUCGCCUCCCUCUCGACCUUCCAGCAAAUGUGGAUCUCUAAGCAAGAGUACGAUGAGAGUGGACCAUCCAUAGUUCACAGGAAGUGCUUCUAGAUAAGCUUAUUAUUCGAUGGUCAUUGCUGGUGGAGAGCCUUUCUUAAAAUAGGUGAAUAUGCCUCGGAUUUGAUGCUUUCGGCGCGAGUUGUUCCGGACGCUUUGCUCCUCUUGUGAUUUUAAUGGCACAGCUCCAUGGUGUAGUCAAAGCGCUCAUAGAAGUAUCAAUGCAACAGUUCUCU